Messenger RNA from Thalassophryne amazonica, 1572 nucleotides. It is a transcript of the gene fez2, whose product is annotated as fasciculation and elongation protein zeta 2. The transcript has 9 exons. Bases 208 to 1377 code for a protein of 389 amino acids. Lineage: Eukaryota; Metazoa; Chordata; Actinopteri; Batrachoidiformes; Batrachoididae. Gene Ontology annotation, cellular component: axon; cytoplasm. The record is from RefSeq and is a predicted model, not a curated record.
UUCAGGAUGAGGUGAGAGGAUUCUGUUUGACGUUACUAAAGAUUAUUGUCCUAUAUAAAUCAUACCGGCCGUCGCCACCGGGUGGCGCUGCGGUGGCCUGACUGUGCUGCGUUCAGUGCCUGUCGGACACAGAGGAUGCUGCGGCCUGGCUGCUCCCGCUCAUCACAUCCAUCAUCUCCCCGGGUCGACUAGCAGCUGGUCCGCGUCAUGGCGGCGCCUGUCGCACGUUUCGACAGCGACUGGCCCGUUGUGGGUGAUUUUAGUCUGGAUUCGGAGCUCCCGCAGAAAGGCCACCUUGUGUCAGCGGAGCUGCUGCUGGAUGAUGAUCCGGACCGCAGCAGCUUUUCUCCGGCGGAUAGCGACGCGUUCCGCUCGUUCCGCUCGUUCCGCUCUACGGAGGAUCUAGUCAAAGACUUCGAUGAGAAGUUAUCGGUGUGUUUUCAGAAUUACGAAGCGACGACCGAAAGCUUCUCUCCUGUGACUGUUAUCUCCGAGGACACGGUGUUGGAGACAGACGAAAUUUGGUCGGCUUUGACCAGUAAAUUUGGUCACGUGAUGCCAGUGGACUGGAAACGGUCUCGGACACGCUUCCUCCACAUUCCCGUAUUCAACCUGGAGGACACACCCAGAAAUCGUGAUGUCACGGCAGAGCCGCUGGACGAUGAGGAGCUGAGGGAGCAGCUGGACACGCACUCCAUUAUCGUCUCCUCUCUUGCUGAGGAGCCCCUCUUCACUGCAGAGCAGGUUAUUGAAGAGUUAGAAGAAAUGAUGCAGGAUUCUCCUAACAUGGACACUGGGCAGGAUCCCUCUCAGUCGUACCUGUCCAUGAUGUCCCUGGGCGUCCUGCGGUCCAACUUCAGCCCCGGCUUCAAGGAGAGAGUGAGGGUCCUGAGCGUCGCAGAGCUGAACGAGCGCCUGGAGGGAACGGAGACGGUGAUCAGGAGGUUAUCUGAGGAGCUGGUGGUCCAUCUGGCUCUGAGGGACGAGCUGGAGUUUGAGAAGGAGGUGAAGAACAGCUUCAUUUCGGCGCUCAUCGAUGUCCAAAACCGGCAGAAGGAGCACCGUGAAAUGCUGAAGAAAAACAAGAAGCUGAAGGCUGGAGCUGGGACCUCUCAGGGCUACACAUCAGUUAGUACGCGCUUCAGAGUGAACCGACUCUCCUCUGUCAUUCAAAACAGUUUCUGGCAAAAAUUUGGGAGCGGGUGUCCUGACAAACAGUUCUUGACCACGGUCAUCCCGUAUGAGAAGAAAGGAUGUCCUCCUUCUAUUCAGGACCUCCAGAUUCUGACAAAGAUUCUUCUCGCAAUGAGAGACGAGAGCGACAAGGUGCCCAGCCUCUUAACUGACUACAUUCUCAAAGUGCUUUGUCCGACAUAGUGCAGACAGAUGGAGCCUGAAGCUCUGCACAGACUUCACAGUGAGCCCACAGGAACAGGAUUCUUUCUAUUUGUUGUUGUACAGUACAUUUCGUUUGUUUUUUGUUUUUCUUGCAUUUUUUCCCUUUCCAUUUUUUCCUCUCUUCUGUGCUUCUUUUAACAUUUUUUUUUUCAUUUUGUGCCACACUUCAAGAUU